AUGACGACCUACUUCCGAAUCACACUCAUGCGCUCGGCCAUUGGCCUGCCCGCACGCACAAACAUGGUGCUCCACGCCCUGGGCCUGAAAAAGCGAAUGGCCACAGUCUUCUACCCGGUCUCCCUCGACGUGGCCGGUCAAAUCAUGAAAGUGAAAGAAUUGGUCUCGGUGCAGGAAGUCGACGAGCCCCUGACAAAGGCCCAAGUGCAUAUGCAACGGAAACCGGAUCUGGGUUAUUAUAUUGAGCAGACUUCAGAGCAGCAAUGGGAGGGGAGGAGGUUUGGAUGA
Messenger RNA from Talaromyces rugulosus, 288 nucleotides. RefSeq lists its product as uncharacterized. Gene Ontology annotation, molecular function: structural constituent of ribosome. The record is from RefSeq and is a predicted model, not a curated record. Gene Ontology annotation, cellular component: large ribosomal subunit; mitochondrion. The transcript has a single exon. The coding region runs from base 1 to 288 and encodes 95 amino acids. Gene Ontology annotation, biological process: translation. Lineage: Eukaryota; Fungi; Ascomycota; Eurotiomycetes; Eurotiales; Trichocomaceae.